CGGAGGCCAGUUGAUUUCGAUCUGUCGAGUGCGACGUACAGUCCUUAUUUAGUACGCUGCACCGUUCUCUUGCACAUUCAUUGCGUUCGAAAAUUUGCAAACUACAUCCACCGGAUUUACCAGUUAGUUCGAAAAUGUUCUUCGCGAGUGAAAUUAACUCGUAAUAACCUCUCAUAAAACUGUGUGUGACAUUCGUGUCCGAGCUAAAAGCGAACUAAAAAACUAAAUUAUAUAAAGUGGACAAGAGUAGAGAGAACAGAAAACGAAAGACUUCGAACAGUCUAUUCUUCUGUCUCGUGCACUCACUUUGUUGGUGGGUUGGUUGGAUCGAUAAAUAUACGGGGUGUGUGUACGUGCACUGUCCGUUCGACGGAUAAGCAGCCGCACGUUUCGAAGGUGUGCCCGAUCAAAUUUAAUCAACGACCCACAUUUUUUCAUCAACAACACGCUGGUGUCCGGCGAUAAAUUGAACAUUAACGCAUCGACUAAAGAAAACACUCACACGACAAUGAAGGCGAUGGUGGUGAGUCCAGUGGGCGGCAGAGUACCGCCAAGCCGAGGUAUCCUCCACAGUAGUAUCGGAAUCAACGGGACUCGUCGCGAUUUGGAAGCGGAAGAGGUGGCCGCCUAUCUGACGAAACUGAGAUCCUUGGUCCCUGACAUGCCCAGGAAACGGAAGUUAUCGAAGCUCGAAGUCAUACAGAGGGUGAUCGAAUACAUCUGUGAUCUUCAGACUACUCUCGAAGAGACGAACGUCCACCACGAGUCCAGUGUCGCGAAGACGACGCCGAGACAACCCCUUCAACCGCUACUGAACGCCACGACGACCAUUCCGACGACGACGACGACGUCAACGACCACGAUGACCGGUAUGGUCGCGGAACGGUGACCUGUCUCGGCGAACGAGCUCCAGUGAGGUCCAGGUCGCUGCAAGCUUGUGCUCGUGGACUGACGAGUCGGCCUCUGAAUUUCAACGUCGUGGCACUGUUCGUGUCUUUUUCGGGGAGUCGAAUCGAGAACUCAGGUCUUUGUAGCAACGUUUUGUUAGGGCGUUACUGCUGAAGUUUCGUGCUCAUCCUCGAAUGUAAUUUCUUGACGAUUCGAAGUCCAGAAGGAACCUGUGUCAGGUAUCGGCGGAGGAGAUAGAUUUUAAGCGUUUCAAAACCUGACAGGGGAAAGAUGCGUUCGACGUAGAAGAGAAAGGAAGUUUAAAGAGAAGCAGGAAUGAAAACGACGAUGAAGAAGAAGACCUUACGAAUCUAACCUCUUUCUUCGAGAAAAUGUAAAUACUUGUACAUAAACUCACCGCAUUCCUCGCACGAUCUCUCAUCUUAAUCAGCUCACUUCCUUUUAUCCUUUCCCUAUCCGAUUCUUGUAAUCCUGUCCUAAUCCGAGCUGCGUUAUACAUGUAUCGUUUCCCGAUAUCGUAACGACGGUUGCGCCCAUUUCUUUUUACGUCGAUUUUCCAUACUGUUCCAUCGCAAACUAGUAAAUUUUUUUACAUUUAAUUGGUUUCGAUCUUCCGUUACGAUCGGUUAAGGGCCUCGUUUUAAAAUCUUGUGAUAGACUCAUUUCCGGGAAACAUUAUUAUUGACACAAGUAAGGAUCAAAAUUAUGUUAAUAUAGAUAUGUAUAUCGCGCCCGACCAGUCGUAAAUGGUUCAUUUUCUUUCGUAGUCGCGUAGAAAAGAAAUGUUUAUCGUCAUGUUGAACAGAGUUUAUAUUAUUUGAACUCCCCUUGUAGAUAAUAAAGCGAAUUAUUUGUAUUAUGUUUAUUAUUACAUUAAUCACAAUGUCGAUACUAUAUUAUUAUUAUUACAUGAUUAUUAUCGUUGUUAUUGCUUUUCAUAUUAUAAUUUAGAGAUUUCUCCGUAACUAUUGUAUAUUCGCGAAGACUGAAAGGCUGUAAAGUGUAAGUAUAUUGUCGGGCGAGUACGCUCGUACGCGAAAUAAAUGCAAACUGUGUCCAUACGAUAUUA
Megachile rotundata (alfalfa leafcutting bee) is the source of this 1978-nucleotide messenger RNA. It is a transcript of the gene emc, whose product is annotated as Basic helix-loop-helix domain-containing extra-macrochaetae. Gene Ontology annotation, molecular function: transcription regulator activity; protein dimerization activity. Gene Ontology annotation, cellular component: nucleus; cytoplasm. The record is from RefSeq and is a predicted model, not a curated record. Gene Ontology annotation, biological process: cell differentiation; negative regulation of transcription by RNA polymerase II; circadian regulation of gene expression. NCBI's taxonomy places the organism in Eukaryota, Metazoa, Arthropoda, Insecta, Hymenoptera, Megachilidae.